This is a messenger RNA of Hepatospora eriocheir, 690 nucleotides long. The record is from the annotation of a GenBank genome assembly. NCBI's taxonomy places the organism in Eukaryota, Fungi, Microsporidia, Hepatosporidae.
AUGAUUGUAAAUAGAACAACAGAAUAUAGAAAGUUAACAAAAAAUUCAGUAGAAUUACAAACAAACAAUUCAUAUACAGAUAUAAUCAAUCUAUUAUUAACUUUAAAAGAAAAUUUUAAGAUUUUAGAUAAAACUAGUCUCUAUGAAACAUAUAAGAUAGAUCCAUUGGUAAGAAAUAUAACACAAGAGCUAGAUAAACUAGCAAAGAUAGAAAUAAAAGAAAUAGAUGAAAAUAAUAAAAACAUAAAAAGCUUUAUAAAUAGAAAAAUACUUGAGUAUAAUUUGAAACUAAAAACAGUUAAAAAGAAAAUCACUAGAAAUAGUCAACUGUUGAUAGAAGAAGAAAUAAAAACUAAACAUCCAAAUCAAGAACAAUAUGAAGAAAGUACACUCAUUAGAGGAAGUAAAGGAAUUUCAAAAGAAAUGAUUAGAGAAAGAAAAAGAAUUGUAAACACAAUAACCGAAAUAGGAAAUGUUCUUGAGGAUAUCAAUAUCCACGUGUCAUUACAAGAAGAAAAAUUUAAAAGAAUUGAUGACAUCAUUGUCAAUACAGAAAGUUACAGUAAAAGAAUAAUUAAAGACUUGGGAGUUAUUUGGAAUCUAAUAAGCACUAGAAGACAGGGAUUUAAUAUUUUUUUCAUAUUCUGGUUUUUGAUAAUAAUUUUAAUUUAUUUUAGCAAAAAACAUUAA